Messenger RNA from Dioscorea cayenensis subsp. rotundata (Guinea yam), 2011 nucleotides. RefSeq names its product disease resistance protein SUMM2-like. The transcript is spliced from 3 exons. Gene Ontology annotation, biological process: defense response to other organism. Lineage: Eukaryota; Viridiplantae; Streptophyta; Magnoliopsida; Dioscoreales; Dioscoreaceae. The record is from RefSeq and is a predicted model, not a curated record. Gene Ontology annotation, molecular function: ADP binding; ATP hydrolysis activity; protein binding. Bases 59 to 2011 code for a protein of 650 amino acids.
UUUCUCAGGGCAUUGGUUUUGUGCUUGGUUAGAGUCUUUCAAAAGAAAAAUCAGCGACAUGCCGGAUCCGUUUACGCUAUGUCUUGCACCUUGCUGUUCUUGCUUCCAGAGUCAAGUUGUACGUAAUGACAUGAGCAAUGUGUUUUGCACCGAAGAGAAACUUGAUGAAUUAAAAAACGCCAUGGAAGCUCUUGUGGUCAAGAAGAAGGAAAUUGUGAGAGAGCUUGAUAUCCAUCAAAAUAAAGGGAAACAGCCCACCCAUCCACUUCAACUUCAGCUUUGGAUUAGGAAGGUUGGAGAAAAAAAUGAGAAGGUAACAAAAUUGUUGGAUGAAUAUAGCAAAAGUUGUUGUGUUUCAAGGUAUAGCAUUAGCAGAAGAGCAAUCAAGUUAUUAAAAAGAAAUAAAUCUGUUGCAAGAAGAACAAUCGCAAGUCGCAUUCAUAGAGCAAUCGCCUCCCUAAACCAGUCCCUGAAUCAUCUAAAAAUAGUGGGGGAAAAAAUCGUCUCCAACCUUAAUGUUACUUGCAAUUACCUGGAAGAAAAAACAAACGAUAUAAUUGGCAUAUGGGGCAUGGGGGGUGUGGGCAAGACCACACUCUUGAAAAAAAUCAACCAACGAUUGUUAGAUAAUGCAAACAUGGGAUUUGAUCAUGUGCUAUUUAUCAAAGCUUCACAAAAUACUCAGUUUGAAGAACUUCAGAAAGAGAUUGCUAAAAAGUUGCAUUUGUCCCCUGAUUCUGCUGGUCAACAAGACAUCUUCAAUGCCCUGAAAACUAAGAACAUUGUAUUGCUCUUGGAUAAUAUAUGGGAGCCAGUAGACCUUGUUGGUCUUGGAAUUAUCAAUCCUUUUAGGGACGAUGAUGAUUCCACCAAAUAUAAAGUGAUUUUCACUACUCGAUCAGAAGAUGUGUGUGCCCGGAUGAGAGCAAGCAAAAGAAUUAAAGUGGAAUGCUUGGAACCAGAUGAAGCAUGGACCCUUUUCAAGCACAAUGUUAAUCUAGCAGUUAUUGAGUCAGAUGAAAAGUUCAAGAAAAUAGCAAGGCAAGCGAUGAACAAGUGUGGUGGUUUGCCACUUGCUCUGCAAGUGGUCGGUGCGGCCAUGCCUAAAACAAAUACUGUCCAAGACUGGGAAGGUAUUUUGAGCUCGCUAAAUAAUUUGGGUACUAAAGUAGUUCAAGGUGUGCAGGACUCAUUACUUCCGAUUUUGAAACUCAGUUAUGAUACUCUACCUAGAAAUACUCGGGAGUGUUUCUUAUAUGCUUCCCUUUUGCCAUGGUCAUUAUCUAAAGAUGAUUUGUUAGAAUGUUGGAUGGGUUUAGGCCUGAUCAGUAAUUUUGACAAUUUACAACAAGCUUAUCAUGAGGCAAGGCAGAUCUUUAAGAAGCUAGAGGAAUCAUGUUUAUUGUGGUAUUCUCCUGAUGAUGAUGAUGUUGUUGUGAGGUUACAUGAUGUAAUUUAUGAGAUGGCAGUGUGGAUAGCAUCAGACUAUGGGGAAAACAUGAAUAAAUGGAUAGUGAAAAAAUAUGAUGGAUUGGCAGUUGAAAUACCAUCAAAAGAUGCAGAGAAUUGGAAAUCCGCGAACGUAUUGUUUAUAAGAGGGAGAGUGAAGCGUUUGCCAAUUUUGUCUCAUCAAUGUUCUGAUUUGUUGUAUUUAAUGGUGGAACCUAAUUAUCAUUUUGAAAAUAUUCGUAAAGGAUUUUUCAGACAGACGCCAAAUUUGACAUAUUUGAAUCUUGAAGCCACUUCUAUCAAAGAGCUUCCAAAGGACAUCAAAUGUUUGGUUAAUUUGCAAUACCUAAAUAUUUCAGGCACAGAGAUCUCAUCACUUCCAAAGGAGUUGGUAUAUUUGAAGAAAUUGCAAUAUCUGAUAUGCAACCAUUUGGAGAGGCUUGGCAAGGUGGAGGAUCUCAUGUCAAGAUUACAGAUGUUGAAGGUCAUUGACAUAUUUCCAUCAGGAUGGGGUAGACCUAGAACAGUUAAAGAAAUUGAAGAAACAUCGCCAAAGCCAUAG